CUGAACACCACCUGAUACAAACUGAAGUUCUCUGAACUUUCUGCCAAGAAAGCAGGAGAAGCAACCAUGUUCAGUGCCAAGAGACUUGUUCAAGCCGCCCUGGCGAGGAAGCGGCUCACGUCGACGCCGAUGAAAGAGACCGAAGGACCGUGCUGCACGUCGACGUCCGUGGCCGGAAAGGGUCACUGCGUCUUAUACUCGGCCGACGGCCGGAGGUUCGAGGUCCCAUUGGUGUACCUCGGCACGCCGGUCUUCGCGGAGCUCCUGAACAUGGCGCGGGAGGAGUUCGGGUUCACGAGCGACGGUGGCAGGAUCAGGCUGCCCUGCGACGCCGCGGUGGUGGAGUACGUGAUUUGUUUGCUCAGGCGAGAUGCCUCGGAGGAGGUUGUGAGGGCGUUCUUGAGCUCCAUGGUCUGGCCUUGCCACACUGUCAACGGCAUGGCGCCAUCGAUGGGACUCAUGCGCCACUCAGCUGUUUGUGUAUAGCUCAUUAAUUAGCUCGUGAUGUAUAUUAGGUUCUU
Molecule: messenger RNA, 521 nt
Organism: Panicum hallii
Lineage: Eukaryota; Viridiplantae; Streptophyta; Magnoliopsida; Poales; Poaceae
Product: auxin-responsive protein SAUR36-like
Exons: 1
Coding region: 67-486 (139 amino acids)
Biological process (GO): response to auxin
Source: RefSeq, a predicted model, not a curated record